AUGACGAAUGACAAUCAGAUCGAAUCUCUCCACCGCAAGCACCACCGUUCCUCCUCAUCCUCCGACGAAGCCGAUAAAUCAUCCAAGCGCCACAAGCACCGUCACCACAAGCGCCAUCACCGACACCGCCGUGAUAAGAAGCGCGAAGAUGAGAUUCCAUCGGGAGAAGAUGAGGCUGAGCUGAUGGAUGUUACUCCGAUUGGAGUUAGUAACAGCGGUGGUGGGGAUGACGUCGAGGAAGGGGAGAUUCUAGAUGAAGAAGGGAUCGCGAAUGUCAAGGCGCCAGAUUCUGAUGGCGAGUCAGGCGAAAUCAAAUCCGAUCGAAUUCAAGACAAUCAUCUGCUUGUCCAUGGGGUUACUGGUGCUCGAAAUGCCGAGACUUCUAAUGGUGUUCUGACUCGUGAAUCCAAAAGGGAGGACAAGAGGUGGUAUAAAGAAUCUGGGGGUCCUUCCGAGAGAGUUGGAAAAAGAAGUUGUGAUAAUGGCAGGAGUUCGUUUUCUUCGGAGAACUCUGAAGAGAAGCCUAAGACUAGUAACCGGUCGACGGAGAGCCGGCAGUACAACGAAGUCCGUGCGCGGAGUAGAUCUAAGUCAAGGGUUGUUGCGGAGGAUGAGUUUUUGGUCAGAGGAAGACAUCGUGACUCUAGUAGGGAGUAUCGUCAUGACAGAGUUGACUCAAGGAGGACCGAGGGACGUGGGCGAUAUGAAGGAUAUACUCGAGAAGACGUGGAAAGAGAAAGAAGUAAGGAGAGGGAUAUGGACAGGGAAGGAAGCAUUCGAGAUAGGGAUUCAGAAGGAAGUAAACGGAUAGAGAGGGAUAUUGAUCGGAGGAGGGAAAGAGAACGAGAAGAAAGGAGGGAGAUAGAGGCUGACCGUGAAAGGCGAAAAGAUAAGGAACGGGAGCGCAGCAUUGAUAGGGAUAGGAGAAGGGAGAGGGAAGGACGAGAUAGAGACAAUGAAAGAGGUGGGAGCGUCGAUAGGGAAAGGAGAAGGGAGAGGGAAGGAGAUUAUUUACGAGACAGAGACAAUGGAAGAGGUAGGAGUAGAGACAGAACCAGAUAUGAUAGCCGAGAGAGGAUGAGAGAAAAGGAAAGGGAGAGUGACAAAGAUAGAGAAAUCCAGGCUGAUAAGGAGAAGCAUAAAAGUGUUGAAGUGGACAACGGUGAAAGGUCGAAAUAUGAGAAUGAUCAAGGUGAUAAUGACAAAGAAUUUAUAUGGAAAUCUCCGGAAGAAAUAGAAGAAGAAGAAUUAAAUAAAAUCAGGGAGAGCAUAGAGAAAUUUAAAAAGAAGCCCGAGCAGCAAAGUGAACUUAUUUCGCAGGAUAAGGAGAAAGAUUUCGUUCAAGAAAGCAGUGCUCCAGAUUCGGCUUCUUUUGCAGUUGUUACAGAUGCUAAUGCUGGUGCAGCCAAAGCUAAGUCGGACUUCGACCCUGUAGUUAGUGAUGUUGCUAAAACCUCAUUAACAGCUGGUGGGCCACCUAAUAUGUUUGGAAUUUCAAACUCGGAGAAAACUCAAGCUCCAGCAGGGCUUGGCGAAGGUAGCCCAAAGAGUGAAAGAUCAGCUGACAUGUUUCAUGAUGAUAUAUUUGGAGAGUCCCCAGCUGCUAAUCAAAAAGUGGAUCACAUGCGAGGGAAAGGUGAUGGUGUUCCAAUGGUAAGGAGCGGGCUUCAUGACAAUUGGGAUGAUGCAGAGGGUUAUUACAGCUAUCAGUUUGGCGAGCUAAUUGACGGCAGAUAUGAAGUCAUUGCUACUCAUGGAAAGGGCGUUUUCUCUACUGUCGUUCGUGCGAAAGAUUUAAGAGCUGGACCAGCUGAACCUGACGAAGUUGCUAUAAAAAUUAUUCGUAACAACGAGACGAUGCAUAAAGCUGGCCAGACUGAGGUUCAGAUAUUGAAGAAGCUUGCUGGUGCUGAUCCAGAUGACAAGCGGCACUGUGUUCGUUUGCUUUCAAGUUUUAAGUACCGGAAUCACCUUUGCUUGGUGUUUGAGUCGCUCCAUUUAAAUCUUCGAGAGCUCUUGAAGAAGUUUGGCCGUAACAUUGGCCUCAAACUGUCUGCUGUUAGGUCGUAUUCAAAGCAGCUUUUCAUUGCCCUUAAACAUCUGAAGAAUUGUGGGGUUCUUCACUGCGAUAUAAAACCUGACAACAUGCUGGUGAAUGAGAACAAAACCGUGUUGAAGCUUUGCGACUUUGGUAAUGCAAUGUUUGCUGGAAAAAACGAAGUCACGCCAUAUCUCGUUAGUCGCUUUUACAGAUCCCCUGAAAUCAUUCUGGGGCUGGCUUAUGACCAUCCACUUGAUAUAUGGUCGGUUGGCUGCUGUCUAUAUGAGCUUUAUUGCGGGAAAGUUCUUUUCCCUGGCGCUACAAAUAAUGAUAUGUUACGCCUUCAUAUGGAACUGAAAGGCCUUUUCCCCAAAAAGAUGCUUCGUAAGGGAGCAUUUAUUAAUCAGCACUUUGAUCACGACUUGAACUUUUACACUACAGAGGAGGACACUGUUAGUGGGAAGAUGAUGAAGAGAAUGAUUGUAAAUGUAAAGCCAAAAGAUUUUGGUUCAAUUAUUAAGGGUUACCCUGGUGAGGAUCCCAAGAUGUUAGCUCAUUUCAGGGAUCUCUUAGAUAAGAUGUUCAUCCUUGAUCCAGAGAAGAGACUGACUGUGUCACAGGCAUUAGCUCACCCAUUUAUCACUGGCAAGUGAAACCAUGUUGCCGUUUUCUCUUUAUCUCUGUUAUAUCAAGAAAUGCUGUUGUCCUAGAUAUUUUUGUACAUUGCACAUCUUAAUUUUAAAUUGAGGUUCUAAUCUUUGAACUGUCUCCAUCUUCCUUGUGCUGCGUGAGAGCAUUGGUUACAAUAUCGGCAUGGGUGAUGGUGUUUUGGUGGAGUUCUCACCACUGCUAUUCUCAAUGGGAAUUUACUGGUUUUAUUGAAAAGUACCAUCGCUUAGAGAACACUUCUAAAGUCUUUCAAUGCUUUAAAGGCACACAGGAGAAGGUUUCGCUUGGAGGAGAGUGCCGCACAAGAAGAAAAAAAAGUAUUUAAGGGCUGUUCUCUCUCCUCCUGCAAGUUUUGUACGUUUGUCGAGCUUUGUGUGCUAUGUGCUUCACCUCAAUGAUAUGGCAACAACUUUAGUUGCUGUGGAUAUUUUACCUUUUUAUUUGUUAAUAGCGCGGUAGAGGUCUUUAGGUUUACGAAGUCAUGGUGACUAAGGUCAGACUGCAAGGGAAAUAGUGAUUAAGUUAACCUUUUCAUGUGUUACAAAAAAAAAAGUUAAGACCUUUUCAUUGGA
This is a messenger RNA of Brassica oleracea var. oleracea, 3282 nucleotides long. Its product is annotated as serine/threonine-protein kinase prp4. The record is from RefSeq and is a predicted model, not a curated record. Bases 1 to 2694 code for a protein of 897 amino acids. Gene Ontology annotation, biological process: mRNA cis splicing, via spliceosome; peptidyl-threonine phosphorylation; peptidyl-serine phosphorylation. The transcript is spliced from 15 exons. Gene Ontology annotation, molecular function: protein serine/threonine kinase activity; ATP binding. Lineage: Eukaryota; Viridiplantae; Streptophyta; Magnoliopsida; Brassicales; Brassicaceae.